AUGAGGAGGCGGCCGGGGAUCGCCGGCUUGCAGAACGCGGCGGCGACUCGCGACAAAUUCCGUCUAGUCGGGGCGAAUGUGGCGAAAGUCAGGACGGAUGUCAUGCAGGAGCAGCUCGCGACCUUCAGAUCGCAGCUCGAUGAAUUCGCUCGCAAGCAUAAGAGUGACAUCCGUAAAAAUUCGGUAUUUGGGCAGCAGUUUCAUGAAAUGUGUGCAAAAGUUGGAGUAGAUCCAUUGUCAUCGAAUAAAGGAGUUUGGGCAGAGCUCCUAGGAAUCGGUGACUUCUACUAUGAAUUGGGUGUUCAGAUCGUUGACAUAUGCAUAGCAACAAGAUCGCAUAAUGGUGGUCUUAUUGACUUGAUAGAACUCCGCAAACUUCUCUGCCAGAAAAGAAAAACUGAUCUUGGUUCAUUAUCGUCAGAUGACUGUUUACGCGCUAUAAGUAAGCUGAAGGUCCUUGGUAGUCGUUUUGAAGUAAUUUCUGUUGGGAAGAAAAAGCUUGUGCAAUCGGUUCCUACUGAGUUAAAUAAAGAUCAUAAUGGGAUACUUGAACUAGCUCAGGCUAAAGGCUAUGUCACCGUAGAACAAGUUGAGAAGGAGUUCUUAUGGUCAACUGGCCGUGCAAUCGAUGCCCUUGAAACUUUGCUAAAGGAGGGACUUGCUAUGAUCGACGACGGACACAGGGAUGGCAAGCGUAGACACUGGUUCCCGUGCGUCACCCUCAGAUCCGAUGCCUCCAGUUUCGAAGCAAAGUCAUAAUUUAGCUGUGCUGUUCUAUUUUUACCCUUGUGUUCAUGAGAGCUGGAACCACCUGUGCUACUGGUGCAGUCACAUUUUUGGCUCACUAGUACGCCCUGCGCAAGAAGGGAAAACAUUACACGUAGUACCUGAAAUAGUAAAAUCGUGUGCGAUUUCUUGCUUCAGAGCUCUGUUGUGUUCUUCAGUAAAAGUUGUGGAUGUUACUAUGGGACUGGUGGACAACUAGAAAUAAAGCGAGCGAAGGGGAAAAACAGAGGAGCACGGCCGAGGUCAGUGUGGUCAUUAGUAAGCAUGUGUUAGAUUUCAACCCGGACAGGCCCCAAUGCAGUCCGCCGGUGAUGAUACGUCAGGCUUGGCAAUUGCCGGAUUCAGGGUUCAUGAAAAUUAAUCUUGAUGCAGCCUAUAAGGAGGACUCGGGAACGGGUGCUUGGGGUUUUGUCAGUUCAUGAUGAGUUUGGCGAUUUCAUUGCUGCGGGUGCUGGGAAGCUGCAUCAUGUGCGUACUGCUCUCCUAGCUGAAACUGAAGCAUGUGUCAAGGCCAUUUAGGGAGCUAUGGACCUGGGUUUGCACCGUGUUAUCUUCUAAGCAGAAUGCCCUCAAAGACCAAAGGGUAUGAAGCUGCAGAUAUUGGGGUCCUCCGACGAGAAGCUAGAAGCCUGUGCCUUAUGUCAGCUGAUUUCAGGUUUUGCUAAGGUGAAUGUAAUAGAGUUGUGCAGCAUAGUUUUGAGGCACCCGUGCCGUUCUCUGUUUGAACUGAAAAUGUCUGUUUGGGCUGAAAAUG
Messenger RNA from Triticum aestivum (bread wheat), 1540 nucleotides. Its product is annotated as vacuolar protein sorting-associated protein 22 homolog 1. NCBI's taxonomy places the organism in Eukaryota, Viridiplantae, Streptophyta, Magnoliopsida, Poales, Poaceae. Gene Ontology annotation, cellular component: ESCRT II complex. Gene Ontology annotation, biological process: protein transport to vacuole involved in ubiquitin-dependent protein catabolic process via the multivesicular body sorting pathway. The record is from RefSeq and is a predicted model, not a curated record. The transcript has 7 exons. The coding region runs from base 1 to 759 and encodes 252 amino acids.